AGCGGCCUCCUCCAUCUUCUUCUUCUUCUUUUCUUCUUCUGAUGCGGAUCACGUGGACGGACGGGGGCCCUCGAGGGUCACGCGCGCGCCACUCGCCGAGCGCACGUUCACCAAAUUGAGCCUAAUUAGCGGGUUCACGCCGCAGACUUGAUAAAGAUGAGCCCCCGUGCGCCGCCGCAGCAGCUCGUCGUCACUGUGACACUGCUCCCCGGCUGCUAGUCCACGAACAUGGCGUUUUCCCUGAGACACGACCCCCGCAGGCCCGAGAGCCCGGACAGCGAGUCCCCGGCCCUGUCCACCUGCAGCAACGCGGACAUCUUCCGCAGGAUGAACACGAUGCUGGGCAACGCGCUGGAUUUCACCGGUGUGUGCACCACGCCCGGCAGCGGCAAGGGGAAGCCCAACCUGCUGUGUGAGUCGGAGCUGGCUGCAGUGGGCAGCAGGAGGAUGCUCUUCCCCAACUGUGGUGUCAUGCCCGGUUCCCAGGAGAUUCCCUCAUCCAGGGGCUCGCCGGGUGUCACAGACCUGGGCCUGGGCCUCCAGUCUCUCCGUCUGUCCGGCUGGGACAGACCCUGGAGCAGCCAGGAGACGGACGCACACGCCUCCCCCUCCCAUGCUCAGACUAGCUCACCCUCCAUGCUGGGUAUCCUGAACAGUCCCUUCAGUAGCAUCCUCGGCAAGCCCCCGGGCUACUUGCCCCCCGAGUCCAUGAGCAUGACUGCUGACUUCCUGGAGAAGUUCCCCAGCAUGGCUCGCAUGGCGAACCGACUGGACUCCAGCUCCUUCCUGGACUCGCGCUCCAGCAGUCCCGAAGACUCCGAGACCAGUGGCUUCAGCUCUGGCUCCGACCACCUGUGUGACAUGCUGUCGACCCUGCGCAUUUCCCCUCCCCUGCCUUACCUUGCUUCGAGCAUGCAGAAGGACCUGAUGCGACUGGGCUCUCGCCUGGACCCCCAGGACUCCAGCUCUCCCCUGACCCCGCCAUCCAGUGACAGUCCCUCCUCGGCCGUUUCUCGCCGCUGGCGCACCGGCUCCCCGUGGCCCGGCGCCGACAUGCUCGACCAGUCGGAUGACACGUUCAGCAUCGAGAGGGAGGCCCGCUUGCACAGGCAAGCUGCAGCUGUGAACGAGGCCACGUUCACCUGGAGCGGUCAGCUGCCUCCCAGGAACAACAAGGAUCCUCUGUAUUCCUGCAAGGUCUUCCUCGGUGGCGUGCCCUGGGACAUCACAGAGGCUGGUCUGAUCAACACCUUCAGUGGUUAUGGUCCUCUGACUGUGGAGUGGCCGGGUAAGGAUGGAAAGCACCCUCGCUGUCCUCCCAAAGGUAAUGUGGCCAAAGGCUAUGUUUACCUGGUUUUUGAGAACGAGAAGUCAGUCCGGGCGCUGCUCCACGCUUGCUCCCAGGACCCGUUCCACCCAGAGGACAACCGAGAGUACUACUUCAAGAUGUCCAGCCGCAGGAUGCGAUGCAAGGAUGUGCAGGUCAUCCCCUGGGUGAUCUCCGACAGCAACUACGUGCGCUGCCCUGCCCAGCGUCUGGACCCCAGCAAGACGGUGUUUGUCGGCGCACUGCACGGCAUGUUGAAUGCCGAGGCGCUGGCCAGCAUCAUGAACGACCUGUUUGGAGGAGUCAUGUACGCCGGCAUCGACACGGACAAGCACAAGUACCCCAUAGGCUCUGGACGUGUCACUUUUAACAACCAGCGCAGUUACCUGAAGGCUGUGUGCGCCGCGUUUGUGGAGAUUAAAACACCCAAGUUUACAAAGAAGGUCCAGAUCGACCCGUACCUGGAAGACUCCAUGUGUCAAGUUUGCCUUCGCCAACCCGGGCCUUUCUUCUGCAGAGACCAGGCCUGCUUCAAGUACUACUGCCGCUCCUGCUGGCACUGGCAGCACUCCAUGGACAUCCUGAGCAACCACCGGCCCCUCAUGCGCAACCAGAAGAACCGAGACUCCAGCUAGAGCGGCUGGAUCCGAACCACUCUGAAGGGCCAGAGGACCGAGCCCCCUCUCGACGGGGGCGGGGCUGCCCGCCAAGGAGAGCACGGGUGCCGGACGUCCCUCGGCACGAGGGCACCAUGGCGCUCCACCAGGCACUGGGGAUAUCACUGUAGAGAAUGUUCACUUUUGCACUUGCUACAUUUUUGCUGUUGUUCACAGUGGCACUAUGCACAGUGACCGUAUCGGGGGAGACGAGGGGCCCUUCACUCUUAUGCAUUUUCCCCGACUUGUGGCCAGACCGAAAGAUGGGGAGUCAGCCUGAGGCUAAGAAGUGGACGAAAAAUGCCAUUUCGUUUUUUCUUUUUUCCCCUUUUUUCUUUUUUUCGUUUACAUGUGUUGCAUAGUGGAGAGCAAUCACGCAAAGUCUCAUUGCCGUUCAUUGGCAAAUGCCAUACAGUGCCUUUAAAUUUUUUAUUUUUGUCCCCCCAUCCCCCUACCCCCAGUUGGCAUCUGUUUUUUCCUGUGCAAGCCAACUGGUGUUUCUUACUUUUGGGAGUUGAACGUUGGGCUUCAUUUAAACCAGUCGCAUUUCAGACAUUUUUACGCAGUUUUUUACUAAUUUGUACACAAACGGUUUUAAGUCAUGACAUGAACAUUUUGAACAGAAUUCUACCAGGCGGCUGUUUAUGGGAAAAUCCCCCGUUUUAUUUUUUCCUUUUUGUUUUUUUCCCCCUCAUACAUUUUCCCUGUGGCUAUUUUCCUUUUUUAAAUUCGCCCUCCCAAAUUUCAACUGAAUGGGCACAAAAUGUUGGAAGUCCUACUUUCACCAGUUGGUCUAGCUUUAUUAAAUGUAUGUAACGAUAGUACCGAUGCGUCUCGACCGGUCGUCCGUCGCUUCUCAAGCAACCGUCGGAUCCCGCCGCGACUCGAGUGAAUGAACAUUUGAUGAUACAUAGUUUUUGAUUUUUUGCACUUUUUAAUUUGCACGUGUGGAGAGGUGGCGGUGGUUUUUAAUCACUUUUUUGUACAUCAGCAGGGGGACGCGCCUUUUAGUUAGAACAGCUGCUUGUUUCCUGUUGAAUGUAACGAACAUCCACUGAGCUGAUAAACUUAUCUAUCGACCUAUCAGAGCUUGAGUAGACCCCGGUAAACGAUUUCAUGCUUUCUUAUCCCAUUUUGCCUUCCUGUUCCAGUUGGACAUUAAUGCGUAAUAAGCUGUGUGCCAAAGACAAAGUGUCUUUUCUUUAUCCAUUAAGUUUGUCAUGCUGAGCUUGUUGUCCCUUAGCCCAGCUGCUUUUUAGAGUUUUGAAAGUCUACCUCAUUGUGGUCUGCCAAGUUUGCUGCUACUGACAGUUGUGGAGUAUGUUCCGAUUGGGCACAAUAAAGGUGUUUAAGCAUUA
Molecule: messenger RNA, 3341 nt
Organism: Scophthalmus maximus (turbot)
Lineage: Eukaryota; Metazoa; Chordata; Actinopteri; Pleuronectiformes; Scophthalmidae
Gene: cpeb1b
Product: cytoplasmic polyadenylation element binding protein 1b
Exons: 12
Coding region: 229-1962 (577 amino acids)
Biological process (GO): negative regulation of cytoplasmic translation
Cellular component (GO): nucleus; neuron projection; cytoplasm
Molecular function (GO): mRNA regulatory element binding translation repressor activity; translation factor activity, RNA binding; ribosome binding
Source: RefSeq, a predicted model, not a curated record